This is a messenger RNA of Anastrepha ludens (Mexican fruit fly), 8510 nucleotides long. RefSeq lists its product as uncharacterized. Gene Ontology annotation, molecular function: RNA polymerase II cis-regulatory region sequence-specific DNA binding; DNA-binding transcription factor activity, RNA polymerase II-specific. Lineage: Eukaryota; Metazoa; Arthropoda; Insecta; Diptera; Tephritidae. The record is from RefSeq and is a predicted model, not a curated record. The coding region runs from base 212 to 4825 and encodes 1537 amino acids. Gene Ontology annotation, biological process: regulation of transcription by RNA polymerase II; canonical Wnt signaling pathway. Gene Ontology annotation, cellular component: beta-catenin-TCF complex. The transcript is spliced from 5 exons.
AAGAACAAUCCCAAAACCCAAUAAAAAUAAAAUGAAAUUCAGCUAAGUAAGAAGAAUACGGGUAUAUAACCUUACAAACAGCGAGAACGAUAGAGGCCUCAUAAAAAACAAAAACAAACGGCUUGCAUAUUAUAAAAUGUGUGAAUAAUUUUUGAGUGAAAAAAAAAUCUUAUAAAUAGCCCAAGAAUACUCGGUGGCGGAGGUGUGUCGGAUGUCGUCCUUAUUGCAUCAGCAAUUGACUUUAGAAAAAUUACUUGAAACAAUACCUCAUUCGGGUGCCGUGUUACCCCCGUCGCCGGCUCUAUCGCCCGUACCCCAGCUGGCUUCUACAUUUGCUACUCUUCCCAUCAGUAGUAACACGUCCAGAUCAGCGACACUAACUGCAGCUGGUAAUCCAGCCCCAUCAGAACAGCCACUGCUUUGGACCGAUACUACGCAAAUGACUGCAGUGAAAACGUUGACUCCUGAUGGAACCGACUAUGUUGUGGCAGCCACUGUUAGCAAAAAGAGUAACGAAAGUAGCAAUACUGAUAAUGGCAAAAACAUUAGCAGUGACACCAGCAAAUUGCUUGAUUCAAAAUUUCUUGCAUUCGAUUUGAUUCUCAAUGACCCACCCGUCGUCCAUGGAUUGCAGAAGCCAAAAGAUAUGAACGAUUGCAAUAAUCUUGUUGCAUCAACGCUUUUACGGUCGCAAUUACAGUUAACACCAGCAACCUCGGGUCCGGAAAAAGUGGUACCACCAUCUUCCAUCACCAAUACAAAUAAACUGAAUGUUAUUGGCAUUAGCCGCUCAGCAGUUUCGGACGAGCAUAUGGUACAUGUACAGCAUUCUAGCUACAACUCAAUGUCUACUACACGCAGUAUACGGGGACAGAAUCCACAUUCUCGUUUUAAGCGAGAGUUCAAAGCUGAAUCAGUGCCACCUGACUACAUUAAUCACCAUCAGCAGAAACAAUAUCUCCCAAGUACUGAAGUGGGGCCAUGCAAUGAAACCGAAUUGGCGGCAAAGUCGAAAAGUAUUACAAAUACCCUAUCUUCAGCAAACACAAAACCAAAAAAUAUUGUCGUAAGCAGUACAGAUUCCCUUUAUGAAAGCAGCGAAGGUGACGGUCAAUGUGUCGCUGACAUUGAAACUGAAGACACCAGCCCGUAUUUGUACGAUGAAGUUUUGAAUGAUCGAGUGUCAAGUGUUGCAUUUAAACAUUUACCCCCAUCAACAGUAACAGCUUCGGACACACGUUUGGAACAAGCUCCCACGUCAGAAAGCGGCUCCAUCGAGCAGAAAAAUAUUAACCACACUGAAGAGGCUGUUAGCGAACAUAACCUUUUUCUUCCAACGAAUGAUCUUACUGAGCCCACCACCGCAAUUAUAGAUAAAAAGAGCCAACUGCUGGCUCGACUUUUUGCUACAGAUCUAGUUAUUCCGAGAUGUUAUCAGCGUUUAAAUGCUUAUUCAUCACCAAGCGUAUGCAAUAGAAGCUUACAUCAUUCACUUUUUAUUCCCACCGAGCUUGCAGGAGACGCACUUGAGCAUAGAACUAAUAGCAGGAUUACGAGCACGAAUGCAGAUAUGAACGGAAUUGUGUUAGAAAAGGAUGAAACUGAUACUGCCAUGCCCGCUCCAUUAAAGGCCAAUUACCUAAGGCCUAUGGUGUCAACAACUGAGGCGGGCGAGCAGCCAGCAUCUACUGCAGCAUUCACAUUGUUAACGGAAAUAUUUUUGAGGCAGCAUGAUUAUCAGCAGCAACAAAAACAGCGACAACAACUACUCUCCUCUGCGGCAAAUACGGCAAAUGUUAUGUCAAAUUUGCAAAGAGAUGAAUUAAGUAAGCUAUCAGUAGCAGUACAGCCGCAAUCCCAGCAAUUACAACUGCCUUUGCAAUUACCAUUAUCCUUGUCUCUACCUCUACCAUUUUUACCUAUCCUUGGUAAUAAUAACACUUUGCGGACAAAGAAUGCUUCUUACGAUAUUCCGGCUUUUUUAUAUGGUAACCCAAACAGGGAGUACAAAGAGCGGACAUAUGUAAAGACCCCGCCACAAACGAACGAGCAGCAACUGUGGGGACAUCCGGAGAAACAAGACUCAAACCAGUUAUUGGACACACAAUUAUUAUGUUCCCGAGUGCUGCGCACGAAUGCAUCAACAUUAUCGGAUCAUUUGCGAAAGGGCGAGUUUCACUUUAUAGACUAUGCUCCCACCGUUCUAAAACCUAGCUCUGACCCGAGCAGUACAUUGUUUUCGACGCAUAGUUUCAACAACAAUCGCAAUAAUUUGUUGAGCACCAAUGGCAACGAUAGCAGCAACAGUAGUACUUCCUAUAAUACUUUAAACCUUUCAUCAACACAAACUGGGGCGUUCCACUCCUCAACACCGUCAAAUUUACCCACCGAAAUUACCAGUGAUGGCUGCAAUCGCACUACGCCCAUCCCUAGCCCCACCAUCAAUAACACAAAAUUAAACGGCAACGAGCUAUUAUCUGCACAAGAAAUGGCACUUUCGGAAGCGCAACUGCAUCUCGAUAAGUUCUUAGAACUUAGCAAAACGUUUGUUGAGCUAGCCAUACGGAACUCAUCCGUUGAACUAAUAUCGUGCAUUGUCCCGCUUAUCAAAGAGAAUAUGCAACAACGGAAGCAAUUGAUUGACUGCAUUCAUUCCCAGGUAAACCAACUAAAGCAUCAAUGCGCCAGUGCAAAUAUCUAUUGCGAACGCGCAAUGAGACGACGGCAGUUAUCUGAAAUAAAAUUACAAUCGCAGGCACGGCAACGAACACUUGGUUAUAUAUCGAAUAAGAUAGCCACAGCAUCUGCAAUCGCAGCAACAGCAGCAGCGGCCGAAUCGCAUCCACUGCCACCACCAUUGUAUAUUAAAACCGAGCUCAUGCAUCAAGAGAAUGUGAGCGAGAGUGGUAAAAGCGAGGCAGAUGAUAAAGAAUAUGGGAUUCAAUCUGCAAUAAACACAAAGCGUACGUUGGUAGAAAUAGAGGAUGGUAUCGAGAGAUACGUUAAAGCAUUUUUCAAACAAAAUUGCAAUGAAAGUGAAGUAAAAAAUGACGAAAACAAUGUUAUGCAAAGUAAAGAUAAUGACGAAAAAGCCAAAGAUUUCAUUAAGAGUUCUAAUAAUAAAGAGGAGAAUGAUUUUGAGCCAAAUUGUGACGAAUCCCAUGAAAAAUUAGGCAGAAAGCAAAUGCCCACAUUUGGUACCGAAGACGAUGUUAAUACACGUCUAUCACCAGUGUCACCCAUAUGCUUUUGGCACCCAGAUAAUCGAGGCCUGAGCGUAAAUGAGCGUGCGCUAACUACUGCUGAGAUUAUACUAGAAUGUGCGGCUUUGGCGGUUCAAACGAAUAUGCGCGAUCCCGAUGCAGCAUUAAAUGCCAUGACUGAGAGUUCCUUCACCACUGAGCGAGAAGGACGACAAAUGCGAGAUUGCAAUCUAGAAUACACGUCUGUAAAUAGGGAACUAUUUCAAGAAUCGUUUUCAACGGCGGUAACGGCAGCGGGAAUAUCAAAUACUGAUUUGGUGUUGCAAUUCAAUCCAUGCAAUAACACCGAUGGGGCCGGUACAUUGAAAGGGUCCAGAGAUAAAAGUCCACCACUUGUGUUACAUAUGUCGGCGCCAACGUUGAUGAGCUCACCAAUACCCUCGAACACAUCCACUUUAAUGCCGACGGUGACACCUGUAUCGACGCCAAUAACACCACCUACGCCUCCUUUGAGCACAAUUGGGUCUACUGUUGCUGCAAAAAGUCGUCGAAAAUCAAAUUAUGCACGACGCAUUGAAGCAACCACCACUCUGACUACUGCUAAACACAUAACCAAAAAAAACACUUUUUUUGGUAACCAAAACCCACAUACUCUAAUACAGCACUACAGCAAAAACUGUAGCAAAGGCAAUGUUGGAGAUAACAAUAGUGGCGUCAAACGAUAUCAAGGCGAGCAAGCAAGUACUCUACCAGAAAAAGGGUUCACAAACCAUGAUACCUCGCCAAAGGUAGCAUCCGAAUCGACAUCAGCAGCAACUAUUAAUCAGAAUAACCUGCAACAGAAAAAACACUAUACACUCCAGAAACAACCGGAACCACAGCAGCAGCACCAAAACCAAUUCAGUGGGGCCAAUGACAACAGUAAUAACGGUAUAUAUGGCAUACACGGUUCAGGAGGCAAUACGCCCAACGCGAGCGCAACAGCUGCAGCAGCAGUCGUGGCACUGCAGGAGCGAGCUUUCACCGAUAUUUUUAAAGCACGCUUUAACGCGCUCACCGCAGCCGCUGUAAUGAAUGCUACAGUCAGCAUAUCGGCGGCAGCUGCCGCCGCAGCAGCAGUAAAUGCAACACACGCCCCAGAUGGGCCUUACGACUUAAGCAUCACAAAAAAAUCCAAUCAAACAAACUUGGAUACAAAAAUAUCAGCAGCCAAUCCCCAAGGAAACGAGUGCAAAGACAAUUCAAAUGAAAAGAAGAAACCCCAUAUCAAAAAGCCGCUGAAUGCGUUCAUGCUCUACAUGAAAGAGAUGCGUGCCAAAGUGGUAGCUGAGUGUACACUGAAAGAGUCAGCGGCGAUAAAUCAAAUACUUGGUCGAAGGUGGCAUGAACUUAGUCGUGACGAUCAAAGUAAAUAUUACGAAAAAGCGCGGCAAGAGCGCCAGUUGCAUAUGGAAUUGUACCCAGGGUGGAGCGCACGGGACAACUACGGUUAUGUUUCGAAAAAGAAAAAACGUAAAAAAGACCGAUCGCCCGCGGACUCGGGAGGUAAUAAUAUGAAAAAAUGCCGUGCUCGUUUUGGUUUAGAUCAACAGAACCAGUGGUGCAAGCCCUGCAGAUAUUAAAUGCGAUCCCUACAAGAAAACUGACCAUGCUGUGACCCCUCAAUUCCCCACGAAAUUCUAAGGCAAAUUUAUUACUUAAUUAUUAACAGAAAUACAUUUUCAGGUUUUGAAAUUAUAAUUUCAUAAAAUACAGAUUUUAAUUUCCCACCAAAUUUAUGGGCAAUACGAAAAGUAUGAUGCACGAACACACUAUGGUGUCAACAUUCAUUUUCAACACAUACUAUAUGUAGGUCUCUUAAUGCACUUAUUUGUGUCCCACUUUGCUCAGUGGGAUUACUUUUUCAAAGCCAUAAAAUAAAUGUUUAUUAAUGAUGUGCGAUGAAUUAAAUGAUUUUUUUAGUGUAGUUUCGGUCAUUGGCCUUUUUCUUGUGGGGAUAGCUCUUGAUGAUGUCUCUGAGAAAGAAAUAUUUCUAAAAUUUUGUACAAUAAAAAUUCAGAAAAUUGUAUAAAAAGUUCAGCAUAGAGGAGUGUGGUCUAGGUUUGGACGCUGUCUACGGCGGGGCACAACAUUCAUUCUAUUAUUUCAUACUAGCGCCAUCUUUGUUGAAGUACAAAUCUUUACAAGAUAAUACAACUUGAGACGAUCGGGAAAAAAUACACUAGCAAACAAACAUACAAAUCAAACUGCUUAGUAAACUUGUUUGUCGAAUUUGUCUUAAAUUUUUUUCCCCCCGUAAAGCAUAAAAAAUACAUAAAAAAGGACUCCAGAAACACUGAGUUGCUGCCGAAUUAACAAACAAAGCAACUACCAAAGUAUUAAUCAAAACGAUUAUUAAAGAAUCGAUGCCUCGCUGCUUUAACUGAAUUAAUUCGAUAGCUUGCAUCGACAGGAAGCUAAAGAUUUAAUUUUCUAUUCACAAUGGAAAACUUAAUAUGUCGAAUUUUUUAUUUAGAUUUUUUUGGCCUUUUUAUAACAUUAGUUAUGUAGAGAAUCUUUUACCAAAUACCUUUUCUGUAUAUGUUGAAUAAAAUGAAGUAACAAAUUUGGUCAAAAGCAUUAUACGGAGGGCUUUUUACUUAAUUUUAUAAGUCGCUGACGAAUUUGUUAGCGAUUUAACCCCUUUUCCUUCAUUUCCAGCUCAUUUUUAAUUAUUUUUCAUUAUAUUUAAUUGAUUUUGUCUUAAACGAUUUGCAAUAAUCGGAAAAAAUAUUCCAUUAAUAGAGCUUUCAAACCAUAUGAGACAAAACGUGUAACUCGACCUACAUAGGUAGUUAUGCGCAAAAGUUUAUAAGUCUUCUACUUAUAAUUGCCGAAUAUAUCGUAUAUCGUAACAAAAGUCGUUGCUUAAAAAAAUUACAAUUAGGAAUAGGCGGUGGAUGUGGCAAUGUUUUUUACUCUUGUUAGAAGAUUACCCGCUGAUCCCGAUCCCUUACCAUUUUAUCAUAUUAAUUCGUCGAAUGAUUAACUAAUUCCUACCAAAUAACUGUUUAUGUGGGUGAGAUGUAAUUCAUGUUACAAAAUAAUGAAAUUUGGCACGCACCUGGAUAGGAGAUUUACUUAGAGAACAAACACAUUUACAAAACGCAAGAUUCUCGGUCUGAAUCUCAGAAAUCUACAUUAUAUAAACCGACAAUAUCAAUUAUGAAUUUACAAUGAAGUACAUAAAGCCGAUCUGCACUUUAACAUUAUUUUGCAUACUUUAACAUUAGUUUUUGUCCACUUAUGAAGUGAUUUUUAAUCACUUUAUAUAUAAAGGGUGAUUUUUUAGUUUUAUAUAUGUAUAUAAUUGGCGCGUGCCCCCCUUUUGGGUGUUUGACCGAGCACCUCCUCCUAUUUGUGGUGUGCGUCUUGAUGUUGUUCCACAAAUGGAGGAACCUAGAGUUUCAAGCCGACUCCGAACGGCAGAUAUUUUUAUGAGGAGCUUUUUCAUGGCAGAAAUUCACUCGGAGUUUUGCCAUUGCCUGCCGAGGGGCGACCGCUAUUAGAAAAAUGUUUUUCUUAAUUUUGGUGUUUCACCGAGAUUCGAACCAACGAUCUCUCUGUGAAUUCCGAAUGGAUCGUCGCCGUUCGCAGCAAUUGGGCCUCUGUUACUCAGCAACGUGGAAAAUUUUGCGAAAGGAUUGAGGUGUGAAGCUUUUCCAUAUACAGUUGGUGCAAGAAUUUUUUUAUAUUUUUUAUUUUAUUUUUUUUACAUUGCGACUAGUUACAAAGACAAAUUUUAUUAACUAACGAGCAAUUUGUUUAGAAUUUAAAAAAUAAGGUAUAUACAACAAUUAACGCUAAGGUGUGGUUAGUACAUUAAAUCUUUGGGCUUUUUGCGUUUCAGUCUUCUUCUCCAAUUAGCUGGAUUAACAAGAAUAGAGGCCUCCGUAUUAACGUGGUUUUUUAAUCUUUCAUCGUGGGCUUUUGCUAUCUUUUUUAUUGUGUCUGCCACCGAGUCAAUAUUUAGGUCGCGCUCAAGAUCGGAGCUACGGAUAUACCACGGAGCACCGACUGCAUAUUUAAUAAUUUUAUUUGAGAGCCUUUGUAUAGAUUGAAUGUUACUUUUGCUGGAGCAGCCCCAUAAACGUGCGCCGUAGGACCAUACAGGCUUCAGAAUUUGUUUGUAUACAAUCAUUUUAUUAUUGGUGGAUAGUGCUGAUUCCUUUCCCAUAAGUCAAUACAUAUUUCUGUAUUUUAAUUCCAUUUCUUCUUUCUUUUUCUUUACAUGGGCGUUCCAUCUUAGCUUGGCGUCUAGAGUCAUGCCCAGAUACUUUGUAGUAUUUGAGUAUGGAACCUGUCUACCAUUUAAAUAUAUUGGAACAUAUUUGAUUUUGUUUUGGGUGAAAUUUAUAUGCACAGACUUGCAUUCAUUUAAUUUAAUAUGCCAUUUAUUGGUCCAGUCAUAUAUUUCAUUUAUGGCUAAUUGUAAUUGUGAUGUCCAUGUGUUUUUCGUGUUUCCUAUCGAAAGAAUAGCUGUAUCGUCGGUAGCUGUUACGCAGUUUGAAUUGCAUGGCAGAUCGCAUGUAAAGAGCAAAUACAAUAAAGGGCCAAGUACGCUUCCCUGGAGAACCCCUGCUUUGAUUGGUUUGAGACAUAAAUAUGAAUCUUCUUGUUUUACUCUGAAGUAAAGGUCGGAUAAAUACGAAUGUAGGAUGGUGAAGUACUGCUUGGGUAGCAACGCAUUUAUUUUCUUCUGUAGCCCAUAGUGGCAUAGUUUGUCGAACGCCUUGGAUAUAUCAAGGAAUACCGCAGAGCAGGUUUUUCUUUCUUCAAAAACAUUUUCUAUUAUUCGCACUAUCCUAUGUACUUGAUCGAUAGUCGAGUACUGGUGCGGGAUCCAAAUUGGUGCGUCGGUAUAAUUUUCUUGUUUUCUAUUAUUAUGUUGAUCCUUUUGAUUAACAAUUUUUCCACCAUUUUCGAUAGUAUUGGAAGAAGCGAGAUAGGCCUGUAUGAUGUUACAUCAUGAAUAUCUUUACCUGGCUUAUUGAACAUAACGACUUCCGCUGUUUUUCAUAUUAUUGGAAAAUAUUUUAGCUUAAAUGUGGUUUUGACGAUAUUCGUCAAUACAGCAAUAAUAUUGUUCGGGAGCUGUUUCAAUAUUUCAGUAGUAAUAAGGUCGUAGCCUGGCGAUUUUUUUAUCUUUAGAUAUGAAAUUUCUUCUAAUAUUUCGUCUUGUGAAGCCGGAGGGAUCUCAUUUAUAGCAUUGCUAUCGAAUGCAUAUGGUGUGAACUUCACCUCGAGGUAGUUUGCGAAUGUAUCUGC